UUUCCACACACAUAAUCAUGGUCAACUAUUACCAAGCAUUAAAUUCCCCAUAUUUCAACGUUGGUUCCUUCUUAUUCUUUCAGCAACUUGGAAGAUUUAUAAACCUCGAAAACUACGCAUAUUCUCUCAGAAUUUUAUAUCUUACUGCUCAAGUUACUAUUCUUGUUCUUAACUACUACUUGAUCCAUAAGAUCAAGCAAAAAAAAUGAUCAAACAGUGCUAAAGUAUGUUGAACCUGCCUCUCAAAGCUGGGACGGGAGCGAAACUCCUGAUCAAUUGGUGAAUACAACUGUCAUGGACUAUGAUAUAGCAGAGGUAAAUAAGACCAUUAAGCAGUCUGCAUUUGGUAUCUUGAUGAUCGCAUUCUUGCAUUUCAAGUUUGGCUUUAUUCAACCAUUGUUGGUUCAAUCUAUUCUUGGCUUUAAAACCUUUUUCAUGACAAAAGAAGCCCGUAUUCAUUUUUGGGGUUCUCAACCUACUGGUGACUUAAGACGUCCUUUCAGAAUUGAAGCUCCUUUUGGCAUGGUGAAUGAAAAGAAGCAGCCCAAGACUGAUAAAGGUUCUAUCAAGAAGGCUGAAAAGGCUUUGAAAGCUGAAUAAAAAAAUAAAUAAAAAGACGCGUUUUUUAAAUUUU
Gilbertella persicaria is the source of this 634-nucleotide messenger RNA. Its product is annotated as inorganic phosphate transporter Pho88. The coding region runs from base 295 to 600 and encodes 101 amino acids. Gene Ontology annotation, biological process: protein targeting to ER. The record is from RefSeq and is a predicted model, not a curated record. The transcript has 4 exons. NCBI's taxonomy places the organism in Eukaryota, Fungi, Mucoromycota, Mucoromycetes, Mucorales, Choanephoraceae. Gene Ontology annotation, cellular component: mitochondrion; endoplasmic reticulum.